Molecule: messenger RNA, 417 nt
Organism: Arabis nemorensis
Lineage: Eukaryota; Viridiplantae; Streptophyta; Magnoliopsida; Brassicales; Brassicaceae
Source: the annotation of a GenBank genome assembly
AUGAGCAAACACUUUGAUGAAGAAACUCUCAUAAGUCUCAAAUAUACACAUGAUCAGGGAACCAGAUGCAAGAGGUGUCAUCAGCAGCUAAAGGAUAAUACAACGUGGUGGAAGAGAACCGAAAGCUAUAUAACAUGGUCCAAGAUCUUAAAGGUAGGAAAUAGUCAACACAAGAAAAGAUGUCUCGUUGAUUCUGUGGAUUCAUCAAAGCAACAGAAAGAUGCGAGGAAAACGUUUCAGUUUAAUCAAGUAUUUGGUCCAACAGCAACAUCAAAGGCUGUGAGCAUGAUGUCUUCAGAGAAACACAACCACUACUCAAUCAGAUCAGUGAUGGAUGGAUCAGGGAGGAGUGGUCCUCCAGGCAGAUCAGCUACUGAAAUGGGAAUUAACUAUCUAGCUCUCAGCGUCUCUUUCUGA